Brettanomyces bruxellensis is the source of this 537-nucleotide messenger RNA. RefSeq lists its product as uncharacterized. The coding region runs from base 1 to 537 and encodes 178 amino acids. Gene Ontology annotation, biological process: mitochondrial respiratory chain complex II assembly; mitochondrial electron transport, succinate to ubiquinone; tricarboxylic acid cycle. The transcript has a single exon. The record is from RefSeq and is a predicted model, not a curated record. Gene Ontology annotation, cellular component: mitochondrion. Lineage: Eukaryota; Fungi; Ascomycota; Pichiomycetes; Pichiales; Pichiaceae.
AUGUCGACAUUGAGGAUGGCAUCGAUGGCUUUAAAAGGCCAAACGAGAAUGUUCAGUGUACUAAAGUAUAGAAGUACAAAACUUGCAUCUGAGCAUCUGAUGAAACCUCAGGGCACAAUCCAAGGAAGACACGUGGAGAAUUACCACUACGACAAAGAUAAUAACCUUGUAGUGAAUAUCAAGCCUCUCCCACGGAAAAACGAGUCGGUGGAGACUAAAAGAAGAAGAUUGCUAUACCAAUCGAGAAAGAGAGGAAUACUAGAAACAGAUCUUUUGUUGAGCAGAUUUGCAGACCGGUACUUGAUAAAGAUGACAGAAGCAGAGCUCAAUGAGUAUGACAAGUUGUUGGAUGAGAUGGACUGGGAUAUAUACUAUUGGGCGACGAAAAACUACAAGAUAACGCCUCUUCCGGACAGAUGGAAGCAUUCUAAGGUGCUGAGAAUGCUUCAAGAGAGCAGCAAUAAUGGGGACAAAGUGAUUCUGCGAAUGCCUGAGUUGAAGAAGGAGGAAAUGACGAUUGGGCUUGCGAAGGAUUGA